Prionailurus viverrinus (fishing cat) is the source of this 10823-nucleotide messenger RNA. It is a transcript of the gene CLOCK, whose product is annotated as clock circadian regulator. The record is from RefSeq and is a predicted model, not a curated record. Bases 792 to 3323 code for a protein of 843 amino acids. The transcript has 23 exons. Gene Ontology annotation, biological process: regulation of transcription by RNA polymerase II; circadian regulation of gene expression. Gene Ontology annotation, molecular function: DNA-binding transcription factor activity, RNA polymerase II-specific; E-box binding; protein dimerization activity. Lineage: Eukaryota; Metazoa; Chordata; Mammalia; Carnivora; Felidae. Gene Ontology annotation, cellular component: nucleus; CLOCK-BMAL transcription complex; cytoplasm.
GGCUAGAGCGCGCCCCGGGGCUGGGGCCCAUUCCAGCGGCAGGGCGGCCGGGAAAGCCGGAGACGCGGUGCAGAGAGGGCUUUCGCUGGGGACCCGCUAGGCCUUGUGACCCACUUUAUUCCUGUCACAACUCGGGCACGUUUGGAGCGGCGCCCAAUGGGGCGCCGGGGCGGCCAGCUCCUCCGGGGAACCCCCGCCCUGCCGGCCCGCGCGCCGCGGUCCGCAGUCCGAGCGGCGGCCGCCGCCCGUGGGCUGGUUCCGUUAGUGGUCGUGGUUCCGGGGCUCGGUUCCCGGGGAGCGCGCGGCUCCGCGCGUCCGGCUCGGGCAACUGCGCGGGUUCGGGCGCUCGAGGCGCUGCGCCAGGUCUUCUUUCUGGCGACCCGCGCCUCCCCGCGCCUCCCUGCGCCUUGUCACCACCGCAGCUGGCUGUUCUAGAUCCCUUUCCGCCCGAGAAGCUGUAGUCUGUGUGUAGCUGGUCCUGCGCUCUGGCCCCCGGUGUGUAAUUUCCAACACGUAGCGCUGCAGAGCUUACAUUCUUCAGAGUGUUUUCGCUGGUGUAGAAGUCGUCCUGUUGAUGUGAAAGAAAAGCACAAGAAGAAAGUUUUACAGUCAUUGUUGAUAUGACUAUUAUGCUGGUCCCCCAGAUCAAAAAAAAGAAUUCUGAGACUGAUGGUCAGCCAUAUAGAAGAAUACAUUGAACCUAUAGUUUUCUGAAGAAGCAAUUUAAAAGAUCCAAAAAACACAAAAGGAGAAGUACAAAUGUCUACCACAAGACGAAAACGUAAUAUGUUAUGUUGUUUACCGUAAGCUGUAGUAAAAUGAGCUCGAUUGUCGACAGAGAAGAUGGUAGUAUAUUUGAUGGGUUGGUGGAAGAAGAUGACAAGGACAAAGCAAAAAGAGUAUCUAGAAACAAAUCUGAAAAGAAACGUAGAGAUCAAUUUAAUGUUCUCAUUAAAGAACUGGGAUCCAUGCUUCCUGGUAAUGCUAGGAAGAUGGACAAAUCUACUGUUCUGCAGAAGAGCAUUGAUUUUUUACGAAAACAUAAAGAAAUCACUGCACAGUCAGAUGCCAGUGAAAUUCGACAGGACUGGAAACCUACAUUCCUUAGUAAUGAAGAAUUUACACAAUUAAUGUUAGAGGCUCUUGAUGGUUUUUUUUUAGCAAUCAUGACAGAUGGAAGCAUAAUAUAUGUGUCUGAGAGUAUAACUUCAUUACUUGAACAUUUACCAUCUGAUCUUGUGGAUCAAAGUAUAUUUAAUUUUAUCCCAGAAGGGGAACAUUCAGAGGUUUAUAAAAUACUCUCUACUCAUCUGCUGGAAAGUGAUUCAUUAACCCCUGAAUAUUUAAAAUCAAAAAAUCAGUUAGAAUUCUGUUGUCAUAUGCUUCGAGGAACAAUAGACCCAAAGGAGCCAUCUACCUAUGAAUAUGUGAAAUUUAUAGGAAAUUUCAAAUCUUUAAACAGUGUAUCGACUUCACACAAUGGUUUUGAAGGAACUAUACAACGCACACACAGGCCUUCUUAUGAUGAUAGAGUUUGUUUUGUAGCCACUGUCAGAUUAGCUACACCUCAGUUCAUCAAGGAAAUGUGCACUGUUGAAGAACCUAAUGAAGAGUUUACAUCCAGACAUAGUUUAGAAUGGAAGUUCCUAUUUCUAGAUCACAGGGCACCACCUAUAAUAGGAUAUUUGCCAUUUGAAGUUCUGGGAACAUCAGGCUAUGAUUACUAUCAUGUGGAUGACCUAGAAAACUUGGCAAAAUGCCAUGAGCACUUAAUGCAGUACGGGAAAGGCAAAUCAUGUUAUUAUAGAUUCCUCACCAAGGGACAACAGUGGAUUUGGCUUCAGACUCAUUAUUAUAUCACUUACCAUCAGUGGAAUUCUAGGCCAGAAUUUAUUGUUUGUACUCACACCGUAGUAAGUUAUGCAGAAGUUAGGGCUGAAAGACGACGAGAACUUGGCAUUGAAGAGUCUCUUCCUGAGACAGCUGCUGACAAAAGCCAAGAUUCUGGGUCUGAUAAUCGUAUAAACACAGUCAGUCUCAAAGAAGCCUUGGAAAGGUUUGAUCACAGCCCAACUCCUUCUGCUUCCUCCCGGAGUUCAAGAAAAUCAUCUCACACAGCAGUCUCAGACCCUUCCUCAACACCAACAAAGAUCCCAACAGAUACUAGCACUCCUCCCAGACCGCAUUUACCAGCUCAUGAAAAGAUGGCACCAAGGAGGUCAUCAUUUAGUAGUCAGUCCAUAAAUUCCCAGUCUGUUGGUCAGUCAUUAACACAACCAGUGAUGUCUCAAGCUGCAAAUUUACCAAUUCCACAAGGCAUGUCCCAGUUUCAGUUUUCAGCUCAGUUAGGAGCCAUGCAGCAUCUAAAAGACCAAUUAGAGCAACGGACACGGAUGAUAGAGGCAAACAUUCAUCGGCAACAAGAAGAACUAAGAAAAAUUCAAGAACAACUUCAAAUGGUCCAUGGUCAAGGGCUGCAGAUGUUUUUACAGCAGUCAACCCCUGGUUUGAAUUUUGGUUCUGUUCAACUUUCUUCUGGAAAUUCAUCUAACAUCCAGCAACUUGCACCUAUAAGUAUGCAGGGCCAGGUCGUUCAAACCAACCAAAUUCAGAGUGGAAUGAAUACUGGACACAUUGGCACAACUCAGCAUAUGAUACAACAGCAGACUUUACAAAGUACAUCAAGUCAGCAGAGUCAACAAAAUGUACUGAGUGGGCACAGUCAACAAACCUCGCUUCCUAGUCAGACACAGAGCACACUCACCACUCCGCUGUAUAACACUAUGGUGAUCUCACAGCCGGCAGCCGGAAGCAUGGUCCAGAUUCCAUCUAGCAUGCCACAGAACAGUACCCAGAGCACUGCUGUAACUACAUUCACUCAGGACAGACAGAUCAGAUUUUCUCAAGGUCAGCAGCUUGUGACCAAAUUAGUAACUGCUCCUGUAGCUUGUGGGGCGGUCAUGGUACCCAGCACAAUGCUCAUGGGGCAGGUGGUGACUGCCUACCCUACGUUUGCUACCCAGCAGCAGCAGCCACAGGCACUGCCAGCCACACAGCAGCAGAACUCCCAGGAACAGCCGCUUGCUUCAGUUCAGCAACCUUCUCAGGCUCCGCUGACCCAACCACCACAGCAGUUUUUACAGACUUCAAGGUUGCUCCACGGGAAUCCUUCGACUCAGCUUAUCCUCUCUGCUGCAUUUCCACUACAACAGAGCACUUUCCCUCAGUCACAUCACCAGCAGCACCAGUCUCAGCAACAGCAGCAACUGAAUCGGCACAGGACUGACAGUUUGACCGAUCCUUCCAAGGUUCAACCACAGUAGCACACAUCCCUCCUCUCUGAUCUCAGGAGGAAGGGGUUGUCCCUAAGAGUUGCUCAGAUGAUCUGAAACUAGGAGGAGAAGGUCCAGCAGUUUCACAAGAUGCAGUAUUGAGUGUUCUAGUUUCUGGACUUAGUUAGCAGGGAAAGUGCUGCCUAGUGCUACAGAUGUACAUUAAAUACCAGCCAGCAGGAGAUGAUCAUGGGGCCAUAGCCAAUUCUGACAGUGUUUUACUCGCCCAGCUAUUUUUCAAAUGGAAAGAUAGAUUGCCAAAUGUUAAGCUCAGCUAUGAAACAUGACCUCCGGUCAAUCAGAAAGGCACUAACAAUGUUAGUAACUUUUAGUGGUUCUGUGCCUGUUUUCAAGUGUUACAGAGGACACGCCACUGUCAUGUCAGGGGUUUGCGUACAACGAUGCCAUGAAGACAGUCCGGUAGACCCAGUAGACCCCUUCACCAUCCCCUCUCCCUUUUCAGAUAACGAUUGAAUAGUAAUUUCAGAAUGUCGUGUGGUUCAAAUGCUCUAUGUACAGAUACUGUAAAAAAAUAUUAUGUAUAUGUCUGGAUAAAAGGAGAGAAAGCAAAACAUUUUGUAAGCUGCAUGAAAGCAUUAUCUCCUCUUAGGUAUGAGUAUAUUUCCUUAGAUUCUGACGCCAUGUGCAAACUAGUACAUCCUCUGUUUCCCCUCUUGUUUACAACACGGUAGUGUUCUCACUUUUCCGGGGCACAAGGCUUUUUGUUCAUACUUUGGCUGUGAUGUCACAGUUUGUUCAGUGAGGUAUGAUGUGCUGCUGGGAAUGGAUAUUUUUUUCCAGGUUAAAUUAUUGAGACAACAGGAUUUUCAAGUUACUCAGAAAUAUCCUUUAUUUCAUUAUUUUUCAUUUAUGUUUGAAAAUAGGAUUUGCACUGCUUUAUUUUAGAUGGUUGGAAGUUUUGGUCACAUAUUUUGAUAUAUAGUUCAUAGUUGGAAAUAGUUGUGUAAACGGUUUUCAAUAAGCCUGAAAGUAAUUUCAAGAAUGUUUCAGUUAUAGGAGUAAAAUUUGCACACAAAAGAUUUUAGGCACUUUUUAACAUUCUCACUGGUGGGAAUUUUAACUUUUAGGAUUUGUUGGAAUCUUUUUAUUAUCCUUCACAAUUUCAAUGCUUCUUUUAGUCAGAAAUGAUUCAGGGUUAUUUGAGGGGAAAAAAAAAAACCCAUAGUGCCUUGAUUUUGAUUCAGGUGAUAACUCACCAUCUUGAAUUCAUUGUCUGGUUUCAGUAGCAGUUUUGAAACCUUAGUACAUUUUUAACAGCAUGUGGGUGUCAGUGCCAUUAUGAUUCUCCUAAGUUUCCACGAAGACUGCUUUGAGUCUCUUGGACUGGAGGUACAAGUAACUUAGAAAUAAAUACAAGGUGACAUCCUGACACUAUCAGAGUCAUUGAUGUGAUCACAAAAUUGUUUCCUAAAUCAGCAUCUUCCUUUAAAGCUGAACAGUUAAGAAUUACCUGUCAAUGUUUUCUAUAUAUGAUCUUGAUAUUCCUACAAAGAAAAAAGAAGGGGUAAGAAUUGGCUUUGCCUUUACUAUAACACUAGAAUAUUGUAACUCACAUGCUUUCUAAACGUGAACUAAGAUUUCAUUUGGCAAUAUUAGAUUCUAAAGGUAAUAAAUUCCAACAGAAAUUACAUACAUAAAAAGAUCAUCUUAGAGCUUUUAUGGUACUAAUAAUUAAAUUGACAACCACAGAGCAAAGGAAAAUUAAUGGAAAUACCUUAUUAAAAUAUCAAAAAUUAUUACUGAAGGGAGGAUAGCAAGCUGUAGUUAACUCGAAAUUGACCUUAAAAGGAAAUGUGUAACAGAACUGAAAAAGGUUUUGAGCAAUGAAAAUAUUGUACUAUAGAAUUGCUCGACAAAGGAGUCAGAGGAAUUUCUAAGACCGUUCUUAUGACUUUUCUGUCCUUCACUUUGCUAUCAUCCCAAAAGGAUAGACUUUGUCUUUCUACAGACAACUCUACCUGGGCACACAUCUAUUAGAGAGUUCAUAUUGAAGAAGAAAAUAACCAAAGAAAGUUGGUACCUAGCCUUCUACAAAAGAAGUGUCACUGGAUACCAAUCAAUAAUGAACAUAUCAAGAAGCUCCUCUUCUAGCUAAAUGAUCUGGAUGAAGAGAUUUCUGACUUCCUCAUGAAUGUCAAGAAUAGCUGUCAGAAUAUGUAUGUAACUUGAGCAUAGGUACACAUAGGUGAAAUUGAUGUAGAAUAUGGCAACAGUAUUAGUUUUCUCCCCUUUCAGAUUGCCUUUCUCAACCUUACCAUGCCAUUCCAUAUAUCUGAGUUGUGCCUCAUUUAUUUAUUGGCAAUAUUUAGUGGUAUGGAUAACAAAAGAUAUGAAGAACUAUAAUAUUUAUUAAGAUUUAUCCUCUAAAUACCGUACUUAAAGGGAAAGAUGGUGAACGGUGAGUACUGUGUACUUAGGUCUUCAAAGGCAAAGCAGAAGACAAGCCACAAGGUAAAUCUGUAGACUGUUCACAUUCUCCUCUACCAGUCCCUUCAAGUAUUUUCCAUCCUCAUAGAUAUUUGGGAAGGAAAAUUAGACAAAAUGUUUUGUAAUUCCUGUUGUUCCUCACAGCCCAUUUUUGCCCUGCUUAGAAUUGAUUGAAUUUAAAGGGACAGCUAGCUGCGUUCCCUUGGCUGUCAAUAUAUAGUGUUGUCGAAGAGCUAGUAAGCGCCAACUGCCUCAGCUCCUCUGUGUCCCGUUCCGUCCCCCCACCCAGCCCCCGGUUUUUCUUGAACUUGGGUUGCAGAGCUGCCCCUGCCCCUCCCCCAUAAUUGAGACUUGAGCAUUCUGAUGAAGACUGGGCAGUUGCCUGAUCUUCGUUCCUGUAGCCAAAGUUGUUCAUUAAAAUCCCAAAUCUACGUAAUGAAAAAAUACCAAAUACAGACACCUUUCAGCUACUUAAAAGUCACCAUCUUCCCUCCGCUGUACUCUCACAGCGAUUCAUUUUUUCUUACAAAACAUUUUAUUCUGGGUGGCACUUUUUAAGUGACAAACUAUUGAAGAUCUGGAAAAACGUGAGCUGCUCUGCAGUCGCCCUGCUCUGCACUGUGGUGGCCCCCGGUGCCAGUGCUGUUAAACCCUUCAGGCGAGGCUGCGGGGGUCAGUCACGUUGCUGCUAAGAGUGGUGUCAGACCAGAACCCAGAUGCUCAAAAGUACUCUGAUUUUUGAGCUGGAAUAUAUUGGAGGAAAAGCAAAUAGGAAUGGGGAUGGCAAUAGGUAAAUACUACUGUUCAGUCUCCAAACUCUGUCCUAAGCUGAGGGGGUAAUUCGAGUCCCAUGCUCUGCUUUGUUACUUACAUCUGGUUUAGGAAUGUACUAGUAAUAAAAGAUGCCAGUGACUUUGAAUAGGUGGUUACAGAAUACUUAGUGCAGAAGAGUGAAAAUGUUAUUUGCAUUCUUCAGAAGUGCUAAGAGUCUUUGGUCAUUGCCUUAAAGCGGUCUGCUUGCAGUUAGUUAAGGGCACUGAAGCAGUGCAGCUCCACGCAGGGCAUUGCAGUGAAGGGAGAUGAACCUUUGUUCAAGAGGCCUUAGAAAGGGGCCCCUCGAAAUAGUACUCUUUCUCCGGCUCCACAGUGGUGAAAAUUAUUUUCAACUGGAUAUUAUUCAACUUGAUUUCUAAUGUUUCCACUACAGUGAGGUAAACCUUUUCCUUUUUUUAAAGUGGAAUGCAAAUAGCAUUUUACUUUGGUAUUGCUCGUUUCUCCUUUUUUUCUUUUUCUCUAUUUCUUUGGUGAUUGAGUUUGUUGAUGAUGGACAUUUGUGGAAAACUCAUUCAAGUCUGUAACCUUUCCAAUAUCUGUGAUCCUAUUCCUAGUCCCUUGGGAGUCAGUGUUGGAAGGUAUAAACACUGGAUAUUACUAUUGCUGAGUGAGUCUAGCCAGGAGUGAGCAGAUUGGAAUUUUCAAAUGGUGGAAAAGGAACAGCACAAAGGCACUUGCCAUUUUAAUUAGCGAUUGGAGAGAGAGACCCUUUUAAGUUUGUUUGGGUUGGGUGAGCAUUCCUCUAAAAGGAGCUUCUGAAAUAAAUGCAAAGGAAAAGAGUCGACUAUUUUUAUAGCAUAUUUAAUAUAUUUGUAUAUAACUAUGAAUAUGGUAGGAACCCUCCACAUGCCUCCACUUUUCUAAUUUACUCCCCCUUUUGCCAUAGCACUAGUAUAGCCUCAUCCGCAUGGGUAAUGUGCCUAUUGUCAGCCUACCAAAAGAUAGUGCUGCUGCUUUCUGAGACAGGUGAGACCACCCAACUCUCAUGCCUGGGGAUCCUUUCUGUAGGAAUAGCACACACUUUGAAAACAACAUAACCACAGUCUGAAAGCAUCAUUUUGAAAUGUAACAAGCACUUUAUUGCAACUAUUCAUUUUGAUAAAGUUUAUUAUCUUAAGCAUUACCAUUUCUAAAGGAUCCCCAAAUCAUCACUUAGGUGAAAUUUUAAAAUGAUACAUUUCUGAGAAAUGUUUAGAUCCAGUGAACCGUAGCAGGUUUCUGGGAGUGAUUUCAAGGUAGCCAAAUGAACUUUGACUUUGGUUCUGAAUGUGGCGGAGUCAGGAGAUUGUAGAUGGCUAGUUCUGUUUCGACACUAUUGUAAACCUGUCUUGCCUAUCGUGUGGACACCAAAAGAGACCAAUGAGCCUGUUUAUUUUCAGAGGCCUAGGACAGUUGCAUCAGUGUGAAUAGAUGUAUAGAACUAACCUAAAAGUGACUGGUAGUAAUAUUUUAGAAUAUGAUAAUUUCAAGAAUUCUUCUGGGUGUUUUAAAUGUGCUCUGAAAUGUUGGCAUGUCAUUUCAGCGUUUCCAUUUGAAUUGCUCUUAUAAUCUCUUUUGCACAAAAAGGACUGAGAAAAAGACAACUUCAGUUGAAGAAAAGUAUAAUUUGGUCUUAUUUUAAAUAUGUCUCCUGUGGAAACACAGGGGAUGAAUUUUGUUGGUAUAGUUAGUUAUUAAUUCAGGAUACUUAAAACAGUAUUGAACAGCUCACAAGAAAUUCAGCAAAUGUGGACAUUUAAAAAUUAAAACUUUGUUUCCAUGUGACUGUUUUGCAUAUUUUCCCCCUUGUCAUAAUUUAACACUACAUUCCUUGUUUUUCUUAAAUAAAAUAAUACUUUGCAGGUUCUGCUUUGAGUAUUUAACAAUAUUUUUGUAAGCUGCCUGGGUCUUCCUAGGGAAACGUUUAGUGAAGUAGGAUAUAGUUUAUGAAGAGACUGUUGAAGUGGAAUCCCAUCACCACCACCAGCAAACACUGAGGUGCUGCAUUCAGUGACAAUCAAAAUAGUGAGUAUUUAUGGAAGAAUUUAGAACGUGAUUUUAAAGAGGCAGUUGCUUUGAAAGCAGUUCUCUGGGUUUGUUGAAUGAAAAUGGCUAAAUGUAUUUAUUUAUAUUUUUAAAUAUCUGUGUUGUUUUCUCAUCAGAGUGAUUUCACAGUGUCAUGUAUUUAAUUUGUGGUUUGUUUUGUUCUGCUUCGUAAUCUUCUACUUAAAAGAACUGGCUCCUCUAUCUGGGGGCGCAGUCUCCAGCCCUCACCAGGACUGUCCCUGGGCCAAUCCAAAUCUGUUUUACUUCAGGACGGCAGUGGAGGGCCCAAAGCCGGAUGCCCUGGCACUUCCCUCCUGUUCUCAACUCAUUUAAGAAAAAAUAAAGGUAACUCCUUCCAAAUCUGCUUUGUAUAGCUCCAACCUUUUUUCUAGUUUCACUUGCUGCCUUUUCUAUUUUAUGGGUACUUUUUAUAGGAUUACUUCCCCAAUGCAGCCAAAGGCCAGUAGGACAGAACCAGUGGCACACAUUGCCUCUGUUCUGCCCAUUUGGGGAAAUGUUAGUAAGAAGAUCGGCAUCUUCGAAUGGCUGUCACUAUCAUAUCCAUAGUAAAACCCAUUUCAAGUCCUUAAAUACAGGUGGAACAACGUAUGUGCACUGUACUCUCCUACAAAAACUGUUUGCUGUCUUUAGGGUACUGUUGCUUGGCUCUACAAAAACAAGGCCUUCAUACACAGUACUAGCCACUCAAGUAGUGUUGGGACAUUUGAAGCCUACAAGUUGGAGGAUACUUCUUAGCUAGUAUACAUCGGAACAGAAUUCUCCUUUCUAGGGCUCUCCGAGGAGCUCUUGAGUCCCACAGGCCUCCAGCGGCGUGUACCAUCUAGCUUUUGGGACCCCUCAGAGAAUGAUAACCAAAGCAUGUCAGCCACAAGUUGGAUUUAAUGAUGUAGAACAUGUUUAACUCUGAGGCUUAAAAUGAAAAUGUGUUUCAAAUGUAUGCUUUUAUUUCUGAGGAAACAAACUGUGACAUCGCUUAAAAAAUGACAUUCAAAUGUUUUAUGUGUGUUUUGAGUUAUUCUGUACUGGUGCAAAUUCACUGCUGGCAAUGGUUGUGCCAGUACUAAAGAGUUAGUAGAGAAAGCUCUAUUAUCCUUAGAUUGAUGUAUUAUGUACCUAGACAAUCAUCAAGCAAAACAAAGUUGGCCAGGAAAUGUCUUUUUUUUUCCCCCCAUGUCAGCUAGAACAGCUGUAACUUUAGACCAUUCUAGAAUUAUUUUGGAAUCUGUUUUACUAUGGCGUAAGUUGGGGAAGGGCCUCAGUAUGGCACUUGCACAUUUUACUCUAUGUAGAGAUGGAAGGCCAAAGAUGAGUCACAUUCAGUGCUGUGUUGAAACCAGUUAGUGCAAAAAAGUUUUAUCUUUGUAAAUUUUUAAUUGUUAACAUCGGUUAGUAGCUGUAAAAACAUACACCAAAUUCUUUCUAAUGUUCUGUGUGGUUCUUGGUUGUGCUACUCUUGACAUUGCUGUCCUUACUGCUUGGUUCUUGGUUUUAGAUAAAAAUUAGAUGUAGCCCAUUGUCUUAACUUCCAAAAAGGUAGAGCUAUAUGUACAUGGCUAACUGAUCUUAAGAAUACGUACUUUUCCUGAAGCAAACAUUGAAUUGAAAUCCAAACUGAUUUACAAAAACGAGAUGGACAUCUUGUAGGUAUUGUAUUCUGCCCCAAUCCUAAAUUGUACCGAAGCACGAAGGGAUAAUGAAUGGUUUCACUGGUGCUAUCUUAGGUUCUCUGCUGAUUUUCAUGAGCUGUGUUUGGAAGUACAAUAUUACAUAAAACGUGGAUCAUUUUGUUACCAACUUAAUAUUGCCAUUUUAAUUUGGUGUUACAAUUGGUUGCACUUGUUUUUCAGCGCUGUCCUUUGAGAAGAGGUAACGUGUUUUAUUAGCCUACCUCCACUCAGGCCUCUUGGUGUAUGAUCUUUUCUCCAGGUUAUGAUGUGCAUAGUUUUCUAAAACUACAUGUACUAUUAUUAUAUUGCUCUUUCCCGUAGACUUUUGUAAUGUAUUCCGAACCUAAAAUCAUAACAAAAGAGCCAAGCAGUAGCAUCGGUUGGUUUUUUUUGUUUUGUUUUUCGUUUUUUUUUUUUUUUUUUUUGUAAAUGUAAAACGAAUUAGAUCCAGACUUUGUUUCCUUACUCAAUUUUAAAAAUAAAAAAUACCUCAGUG